Aspergillus chevalieri is the source of this 546-nucleotide messenger RNA. RefSeq lists its product as uncharacterized. Lineage: Eukaryota; Fungi; Ascomycota; Eurotiomycetes; Eurotiales; Aspergillaceae. The record is from RefSeq and is a predicted model, not a curated record. The coding region runs from base 1 to 546 and encodes 181 amino acids. The transcript has 4 exons.
AUGGCGAACAUUCCCACCCAGAAUGGUACACCAGGAACCUCCCAACAGUCUCAAGAUCUGAGGGUCUCCUCCAGUGGGGGUACAACAGCAGUUCACAAUGAAUUUGAUAUCGAAGACAAACACACCUGUGGCCACCAGGGUAAGAACGUCAAGGAUGUAUUUUCGAGCCAGAACGCGCCCUCAACAGUUGAUUCAGUGGCAGAGGCGACACAACUACAGACCAAUGAUGGUGAUGGUCGUGAAAUCGUGCAUCAUGGACCGGCUGUUGAAGUGGACAACGUCACACAGGGGCGGUCGCAUCAGCAGGUGUUUCCAUCGAUGGACAUUGCCAGUUAUUCAAACUCAGAACAGGUUGGAACUGAGCAAGAGUAUCCAGUGGCCACUAGUCUGGGCUUGUCUGAAGAUCACGUUGAGGCUUUAGGAACUAGCCGCCAGAGCAGUGCAAGAAUGUCACUGCCAGUAUGUACCAACUCAUAUGCGCAGAUCUCUCAGUCGCCUUCAAUGGGCAUCUUGGAUAACACACUGAAAAUUGGAGGUGAAUCUUGA